AGGCUAUCAAAAUGGCUACCUACCUAAUCUACCUCCUAAAGCUUUGUACCGUUCUGAUAUAAUAUCAGUGUAAUACCAGUCAGUGUAUUGUACCUAAGUCAUAGGUAGAUAGGUACCUUAGGUACCCAUGGUAAGGUAAACGUAAAGGGGGGACCCCUCUUUCUCGGAGCUGGUGUUUACCCCUGUCUACACUUUUUCAUUAUACACUAAUCACUUACAUACCUUUUUAUCAAGUUACCUACUCAGCUACAUGUAUGUCCAGGAUAGACGACCAAUGAUUAUUUAGUUAUCCUUUUGGAUAGUAAUACUCUCAAUUUCUAAUCGCCGUCUUUCGCGAAUUAUUGCAAUCUCCUACUCGUAUUGUAAGCAUCGUUCGCAGUCGUGUAACCACGUAACCGAAUAACCUAGGUCAUGAGGGUUAUUGCUUUGCUUCGUUUCUGUGUUUGCUAUGCUGUGGUUCGGCCGAGUUACAGACCGUUGGGGUUACGGAUUACAUCCACGUCGAAUGUGGUUUGUAAGAACUCUCCAAAACGUGUCCGGGUAACAAGGAGGGUAUCAACAACAUCUCCUCUAUGUCAUGUAUCGCAGGUGAAAGGCUUGAACACAAUACCUGCCUACCUAACCAUACUUUAGAUAGUUCAAGCAGUUAGGUACAUAAUAAAGAUCUUUCGGUAGGUAGUCAAAGCAAGGCAGACGACUAAGUUAUACAACUCACAACUUUCUCAUAGGUUUUACGAAGUCACUAAUAGGCUAUAGCUAGUAGAACUUCACCAAGCUCCCCUACUGAGGUAACAUCACGACUUGGGAUUGAUAGGCAUAGCACCUCAGCUAGUCUGGGUCACAAGGCGACAUAGGAGUCGCAGCACCUUUGUUUCUUAACCGAGCCGACAACGCUAGGCUAUAGCCUUAUGGAAAUAUGUACUAUAUUUUAUAUUAAAUCCC
Daldinia caldariorum is the source of this 942-nucleotide messenger RNA. RefSeq lists its product as uncharacterized. The record is from RefSeq and is a predicted model, not a curated record. The transcript is spliced from 3 exons. The coding region runs from base 412 to 633 and encodes 73 amino acids. Lineage: Eukaryota; Fungi; Ascomycota; Sordariomycetes; Xylariales; Hypoxylaceae.